AUGGAACUUGACGAGGUCACCUUUGAAACUGGUUGGCAAGAGAGGACCUGCGAGGUGAUGGCCUGGUUGAUGACCCUUCCCCCGCCAGGGGGCGCCGCGGACUGUGCCGGCGCGCCGCGGGACAGGACCGGCCCGGCCGAGGGUGGCGGCGGCUCCUCCCUCCUUCCCCUCCCCGCCUCGGCGUGCGCGCCUGCCCUCCAGUUCGCUCAGCCACCGCCGCCGCUCCGGCUCCCGCUCCCGCUCCGCUUAAUUAAACGGUGUGCAUCAAUGAGGAGUCCAGGCAUGGCCGUAUUUAAACAACAGAAGGUAGAGGACGUUUAUGAAAUCGGGGAAGAGCUAGGAAGUGGCCAGUUUGCAAUAGUGAAGAAAUGCCGUGAGAAGACCACGGGGGUGGAAUAUGCUGCCAAGUUCAUCAAGAAGCGCCAGAGCCGUGCUAGCCGCCGUGGAGUGAGACGAGAGGAGAUUGAAAGGGAGGUCAACAUCCUGCAGCAGAUCCUCCACGCCAACAUCAUCAAGCUGCAUGAUGUUUAUGAGAACAAAACAGAUGUGGUCCUUAUCCUUGAGCUAGUAUCUGGAGGUGAACUUUUUGAUUUCCUGGCCCAGAAAGAGUCGUUGAGUGAAGAGGAAGCCACACAGUUCAUUAAGCAGAUCCUGGAUGGGGUCAACUAUUUGCAUGACAAGAAAAUUGCCCAUUUUGAUUUAAAGCCUGAGAAUAUUAUGCUGCUAGAAAAGAAUAUCCCCAUCCCACAUAUUAAACUGAUUGACUUUGGUCUGGCGCAUGAAAUAGAAGACGGUGUUGAGUUUAAAAAUAUUUUUGGGACACCAGAAUUUGUAGCACCAGAAAUAGUGAACUACGAACCUCUUGGGCUGGCUGCAGAUAUGUGGAGUAUAGGAGUUAUCACUUACAUACUGCUCAGUGGGGCUUCACCAUUCCUCGGGGAGAGCAAGCAAGAGACCCUGGCCAACAUCACGGCUGUGAACUAUGAAUUCGACGAGGAGUUUUUCAGCCACACCAGCGACCUGGCUAAAGAUUUCAUUCGGAAGCUUCUGGUAAAAGAUACGCGGAAACGGCUCACAAUCCAAGAAGCUCUCACUCACCCCUGGAUUACGACUCACCAGCCCAAAGAAGAAGCAAAAGUCCAGGAAAGCAAAAGGCCUGAGAAUAGGCAGCUGAAGACCAAACGCCUGAAGGAGUAUACCAUCAAGUGCCACUCCAGCAUGCCCCCAAACAACACGUACAUCAACUUUGAGCGCUUUGCCCACGUGGUGGAAGAUCUCUCUGGGAUGGAACAGAGCUUUGGUGCUCUGGCUGCAUCCCAUGAUUCUUUGCAGGAGGACAUUGACACUCUUGUGUCCAUCUACAAUGAGAAAGAAGCUUGGUACAAAGAAGAACACGAAAAUGUGAGGCAUGAACUUUCCCAGCUGAAGUAUGAGUAUCGUAAGAUUGAAUCUCUGAAGAAGCACUUGCAGGACGACAUCCGGGUUGUGGGGACCAGCCUUACCGGCACCACUGGGAAGUACAUGGAACUGCAGUCGCGUUAUGAGUCUUUGAGUAAGGAGCUGUCGGAAGAACUCAAGUGGAUUCAGGAACUUACAGGCAGCUUUCAGCUGGAAGGUGGAAGUGAAACCUGCAUCACUGGAAAUUUUGGCUCUGUCUUCAAAAAAGACAUCAACAAUUCUCUUAUGGAGUUGCUAAAUAGAUCGUGCUGUGAAGAAUUCCUAGCUGCCUUGAACCUGGGUGUUGCAAAAUCAAGUCAGUAACGCUGCCUAAACUGAUACUGCCUUUUUUGGUGUGAAACAGUAAGAAAUUUACCUUGAUAUGACUUUGCUGCCACCUCAAGGUUCCUACAGGCUAAUGGCUAAGCCCACUUUGCUUUACCUCUGGAAAGCCUGAUAGUCACUGUUGCAGUUGGCUUUUUGAACUCCAUGAAAAUAUAUCCCACCACACAGGGCAUAUGAGAUCCUGCCAUUGUUUUAUAUUUAAUGCAACAAAGCCCUGUUGAAUUGCAGGUUGUGAAUGUUGCCAAUUAGAAAUUAAUCAAAAUUCCUUUGUAACACCCUAUUCUCUAUAUAAAGUAUAUCUUGCAUUUAAAAAUGAAAGUCUAUGCUGUCAUUGUACUUUGGAAGAUGGAAUUAACUUACUGUUACCAUGGGAUACCUCCUAAAUACUUGCCUGUAGACAGUUAAGCAUACUUACGCCCUUUUUUUGCGUUUUAUCAAUGUCCUUUAUAAAACAGUCGAGUAAGGUUAAUAAUAUAUUGAUUUUUUUUAUUUUGAAACUUCAUAUAAACAGCACUUUUCCUAAUGAUGGAUUCAGAUGUACAAGGUUUUGCAAUCCUGAGCAUGGCCUGAUUAAAACAGGAGAAGGCAUUUUGGUUGAAUGUGUUGCAGGAUGACUGGAGAGCUCUGAAAAUAAGCCUGCCAAGGUCAGCGUCUUGACAGGGAUGUCAGGGUCACCUUGACAGGGUCUCGACAGAGAGAUGUGACAUUGCAUUCCACCCCAAAGAAAGAACCAAAUGACUGAAGACUCCUGUUGUGGAACCUGAUGAUUUCUUUUUGUUACUGCUGUUUUGACACAGAUCAUUAGAAAGAGAAAGUGUGUGUGUGUGUACAGGAGGGAGUUAACAUUCAAGUAUGCAUGUUUUUGUUCCUGUUUUUGAAGAGUAUUGCACAGGCAGCAUGAAUUUUCCCAAAUAUGUAACUGAUUUCACACUUAUAGAGCCAAUAAACAUUGUUUAGUACAGUG
Rhineura floridana is the source of this 2746-nucleotide messenger RNA. It is a transcript of the gene DAPK2, whose product is annotated as death associated protein kinase 2. Gene Ontology annotation, molecular function: protein serine/threonine kinase activity; ATP binding. Gene Ontology annotation, biological process: intracellular signal transduction; positive regulation of apoptotic process; protein phosphorylation. The transcript has 11 exons. The record is from RefSeq and is a predicted model, not a curated record. NCBI's taxonomy places the organism in Eukaryota, Metazoa, Chordata, Lepidosauria, Squamata, Rhineuridae. The coding region runs from base 1 to 1761 and encodes 586 amino acids. Gene Ontology annotation, cellular component: cytoplasm; nucleus.